Messenger RNA from Plodia interpunctella (Indianmeal moth), 2359 nucleotides. RefSeq lists its product as uncharacterized. The transcript is spliced from 4 exons. Gene Ontology annotation, cellular component: membrane; Golgi apparatus. The record is from RefSeq and is a predicted model, not a curated record. Gene Ontology annotation, biological process: retrograde vesicle-mediated transport, Golgi to endoplasmic reticulum. Bases 62 to 1183 code for a protein of 373 amino acids. NCBI's taxonomy places the organism in Eukaryota, Metazoa, Arthropoda, Insecta, Lepidoptera, Pyralidae.
AGCGUUUCGUUUUGACAAGACAACUGAGAUCAUCCAUCAGCAUCAGCCGUCAUUCAUAAAAAUGGCUGCGCUCAGAGUAUUCAGUCGUAAUUUACCAUAUUUACGACAGCAAUUUUCUGCUUUACUAGGAAACACUUCCCCCUCGGUUAAAUUCAUUUGUGUCGUUGUAGUGAUUGGAUACAUAUUGUCGUUUUCCGAAGUGGCUGUUGAUGUUUUAAGUGUAACACCAGGGUAUUUGUUGCCACCUUCUUUUCAACUGUGGUGUACUUUCACGUUUUGGUUCCUAGAGAUCCACUUAUGGGAGGUAGUGAUUGACAUUAUUACCGUAGGCUUGUGUGGGAAGCUAAUAGAGCCACUAUGGGGUCAAAUGGAGAUGAUAAAAUUCUUUUUCCUGACCAACUUUGGAGUGGCAUUUCUCACAACUUUCUACUACUUAGUAAUAUUUGCUUGCACGGGCCAAGCUUCUUACUUGUUUGAUAUACACGUCCAUGGAUUGGCCGGCUAUCUGGCGGCUGUUAGCGUGGCUGUCAAGCAAAUAAUGCCAGAUCAUCUACUGAUAAAAACACCACUAGGAAAACUCACAAACCGGUCAUUGCCUCUGCUGAUCUUAAUUGUGGCCAUCAUUCUGUGGGCAGUAGGAGCACUAGAGGGCACAUACCCGUGCAUGUGGGGCAGCGGCGUUAUACUCUCUUGGUUUUACUUGCGCUUCUGGCAACAACACAGCAACGGUACACGGGGAGACAUGGCAGACAACUUCAGUUUUGACAACUUCUUCCCGACGGUGGUGCAGCCGCUGGUGCGCGGCGUGCUGUCGCCCGCGCGCCGCGUGCUGGCGCGGCUGGGGCUGUGCGCGCCCGGCGCGCGCCGCGUGCACCUCGCGCUCAGCCCGCGCGGCGUCACCAUCUCCAUGCCCGGCGUCGAGCCGCAGGACAUGGAGAGGCGGAGGCAAAUUGCCCUGAAGGCGCUAAGUGAGAGGUUAUCUAAAACGUCGGAGCAGACGCGUCAGAAAAACUUAUCUGCCAAAGUUAACAUGGACGCUGUGAGAAAAAUGCAAUCUUCUCAUGUGAUACCUCAGUUCCCUACCGAAGCCCCGGAGAGCAGUCAGUCAACUUCAGGACCAGUGGAAGCCACUCUGGUCGACAUAGGGACAGACACAACUCCACCCACGACCAAACAGUCAUGAUUAAAGUCAAUUAAGUAAAUAUAAGGCUGUUCACAGAACCAAUGUAGAUACCUACAUGAGUCUAUGCAUGGACAAUCGUGCAUUAUGGACGUCCUUGAACUUAUGACUGUCAAUUUUUGCAAUUCAGUUCGACUUGUUGGGAAUAAGACUUGGAUGAAAAAGUGUGAAUGUUCAAAAAUUAGUGUAAAUAUGGUAAAAAUUACCACUGUUACGACAAUACAGGGAUGUGAAAAAGCAUAGAUUUAGUUGGGAGAUGUUUUUGAUCUCCCUUGAAGGGUUUAAUUUUUCUUUCCAAAGUGAUCUGAAAUAUAAGUGUUAUGCCAUGUUAUUCAAAAUUACUUGACUGACUACCUACUCUAAUUUAAGAAAGUGUAAUUUUUAAAUAUUUUUUUUUCAUGAGUGUAGGAAAAUUUUUGAUGUCCAUCUUGCACAAAUGUCUUCAAAUGCAAAGUCUAAAGAAGCAAACAAUUAAUAUGUGAUUGAGAAGGAAAAUACUUAGGUAUGUUUAAUACGAAGCAUGGCAUGACUUCUGUCUGCUCAAAGAACUUAAUUGUAUUUUGUGUUCACCUAAAAUAAUACUUUGGGAGCAUAUUAUGAACUGAAGUUUGAAACUAUCUUCAUAUUUAAUGAGGAUCUUUUGGGGCUGUGAUGUUUCUGAUCUGUGGGUACUUUUUAGUUCAGUUUCAAAGUUCCAAGACAAUUUACUGAUCAUGUGACAUUGGUCAGACUGUCUACACAGACAAAAUAGUUUUGUCAAAGUUAUUAUAUUUAAAGAUCUUUUUCCUAAAAAAAUAUGAGUGAAGUAUUUGUUACAUAGUGGCUAUUAUACAAUCUGUGGUUCAGUUUGCUUUUAUUUUUUAACUUUAUUUCUUCAUUUUGUGUAUGUUUUGAGAUGCAAGGAGCUGAUUUGGACUUUGUUAUUAAUAUUUUUAUUUAUUUUGUAUUUAAUUUUAUAUCAGGCUAUCUGCAAUGGAACUGUGAAGUUAAUACAUAUAGUAUUUGAUUUUCUUUAUAAAUGUUCAGUGAAUAUGGUAAACAUGUGUAUGAGUAUAAAAAAGGUAAUAUUUUUUGCAGAUUUUAAUGCAUUUGUUGAUGGUGGAGUAAAAUGUUGAUGAAUGUGAAAUAUUGUAAAUAGUAUUGAUUAGUGUUAAUAAAUAAAUACCCAAUUAAUUAUUA